GGCCGAGCAGGUGCCGGAGCCGGGGAGGGGGCGCCUCUUCUGCGGGCACCCAGGCGAGGCCUGGUUGCCUUCACUGAGAUGAUCUGAGGAGGGCUGGAGACGAGCUGGACUCGGAUUCUAAGAUGACCCGAACAGACCCACCUGACGUCCUGGUGUCUGCCGUGUGUCAGGACGUCCCGGUGGCCUCCACCCGCUCUGCCUUCUGCCAGCCCAGCAGGCAAUGUGACUCCUCCAUGUCUUCUGCCCUCAAGAACCCGCCUGCCCAGCACUUCAACAAGCGGCACUGUCGCAGCUUCGACUUCCUGGAGUCUCUCGACGACCCACCGGUGCCUGUCACUCCCGCCAUGGAGCGGCAUUCCCGGCGGCCUCCCACGCCAGAGCCCUCCUCGGCUCCCGGAGGCAAGCGGGUGUCUCUCCGGGCCGCUGUGCAGGAAAACUAUGUUUCCCAGGGGAAGGACGCGGCUUCCCGAGCUGAGCCCAAGAGACGAGCCCGAUCUAAGAGCGCCCCCCGCGCCAAAUCCACCUUCACCCCUGUGGUCAUUCCUGUGGCUUCGGGCUCUCCACCGGCCCCCACUAGGAGAGGGCGGGAAGUCUACCGAGUGCCCCGAGAGCCUGAGCGGGUAGAAGCGUCCCCUCGCCGGGAAAGCAGCUACGCCUCCAUGAAAGCCCUGAUGAGCGAGGUGCACCCCAUCAAGCUGCAGCCUCAGCGGGCUGGCGGCAGCCGCAUCUCACCCCUCUGUGUCACAGGAGCCAACUGCCCCGAAGAGGCCGCCCCGGGUGCCAGGCCCCCGCCGCCCAGCGUGCAUGUCAAGCGCCGGGUGGACAUCAAGCCGGACGAGGCUGCUGUACUGCAUGCAGCUCGCAGUGCCAAGGGGUCCCACGGCCAUGGCGAGGCUCUCCUGCCCUGGCCUCGGCCUCCAGGGACGCCCCACAGCUUGACCGUGCCCAGCAGCCGGCAAGUGCCCAUGUCUCGGACUCCCACGCCCAGCGAUACUUACAGUGGGGAACACCGAGGGCUGGCCCCCUACGCCCCUGAGUUUUGUGAUGGAGGUCCCACUGUGGCCGAAAGCGGCUGCCUUCCUUACCUUCCCUACGUGCCCCCGAGGUUCUUCUACACAGAGGAACCAGGCAGUUUCCCUCAGAAGAGUUCCAGCUACAAGUCCUACCCUCCCCCUUAUGGGGGCCAGGUCCUCCCGCCCCAAACCUUCUACGCAGAAGAGCCUCCUCCCCCAGGGGCCUUCUACCCUCUUCCAGCCAGGAGCUUCCUUGUGGAGGAAAGCAGGGCCCCUUUUCCCAUUCAGGAGGCCCCUGCUCAGACUUUCUAUGGGGACGACCCUCGCCUUUACACCCCCAGGACCCUCCCUGCAAAAGCGGUUUACCCAGAAGACCCCAGGCCUUACCCCGCCUUGAGGGCCAACCCACGCAUCUUCUACACGGAAGACUACGGGAAAUACCACGAGCGGGAAGCGCUGUCUCGUACUUACCCCCAUUCCCACAUGGCUCCCUCCGUCCAGUUUAACGACUGGUACUGCCCUGAAAGGGGGACGGUGCCCUACCCAGCCUGGCAGAUGGCCCGCUUUCCAGCUCACCAGCCUGCCUCCCAAGCCAUGCUGUCGUCUUGGCACGCCAGCUACAGCGUUAGUCCUCCCCGGCUUGGUGUGGACACCAGGCAUUACUCCAAAUCCUGGGACAAUAUUUUGACCCCUCAUGUGCGCCGGGAAGACCAGCUGCUGCGUGGCCGUAGCUACGAGAACCUGCUGUCUCGGGACCCACAUCGUGCUUUCUCCCCCGAUGACCGGCGCCAACCAGUGGUGGUGAACCUGUCCAGCUCUCCCAAGCGCUAUGCCGCCCUUUCCCUCUCGGAGAACUCCCUCGUGGAGAAGAUGCAUGCCGACAGGGGGCGCCACGGCUGGUUCGUCACUCCAGAGAUCACCAUCACGGACAACGACAUCCGAGCCAACCACGGGCUCGGCAAGCAUGACAGGCGCUCAGCCAGCUGGGAUGUCCUAGAUUCAGGGGACGCCCGAGACAGAGCCUACGUUCCCCACCAGCCCUACGGCCCGGACCCCGGUGCCAAAGACAGCUCCGCCCGUCAGCGCAGCCUGGAGCAGUUGGACGAGCUCAUCACCGACCUGGUCAUCGACUACAAGCCCCCUUCCGUCUGCCAGCCCAGCGAAGUCAGCAACCUGGCCGAUCAGCUGCGGCAGUUGAUCAGCGACGGACUAGGGCUGCCUCCCAAGAAGCCGGACCCCUGGAGGCCCUCGGAGCCCCACCCCACCAAAGAGCAGCCUGGCCGCAGCUCCUUCCAUGCCGACCUUUGGAAGGACCAGGGCCGCCGCUCCACUGAGCCCCCGGACCCUCCCAGGCCCUUGGAGAAAGGCCCGGAGGGCUGUUCCCCAGAUCCCAGCGCGGACGAGGACGACCUCAUGAUGUGCUCCAACGCCAAGUGCCGCCGCACGGAGACCAUGUUCAACGCCUGCCUCUACUUCAAGUCCUGCCACAGCUGUUACACCUACUAUUGUUCUCGCCAUUGCCGGCGGGAGGACUGGGACACCCACAAGGAGAGCUGCAUCUACGGGCGGAUCGGCAGCACCUGCCGCCACGUGCUGCAGUUCUGCCGGGAGAACGGUGAGGUGCACAAGGCCUUCUCCCGCAUCGCCAAGGUGGGCUUCCUGUCUCGGGGCCGAGGGGUGCUCUUCUUGGGCUUCCCCAGCUCAGGCUCCGCCGAGAACUUCCUGCAGUUCGGCCUGGAGAGCUUGCUGAUGUCCCCCACUUACCUGUCACUGCGGGAGCUGGAGGGCUAUUCCGACAACCUCGGGGAGUACGCCCAGGAGCUGCAGGAGGCGGGCCAGCAGUACGACCCCCAGGAAUGUUUCCUGCUGAACGUGACCGUGGCAGUGGGGCAGGAGGUGCCCGAGCGGCCCUCCCCCAAGGUACAGGUGCCAACCGUCCGCAAGUAUGCCAAGAUGGCCUUGGCGUCCUCCAGCCCCGAGAAGAAGAUCCUCAAGAAGGAGCGAGACAUGGAGACGCUGAUCCUGACGCCUCCUCCCGGCACGGCCGACCUGGACAAGGAUGGCGAGGAAGGACGCAAAGCGCGAGAGGUCUGCUUCAUCAACAUCCAGCGCGAGCUGCGGAUUCGCGGCGUCUUCCUGCGGCACGAGUUCCCGAAGGUUUACGAGCAGCUGUGUGCCUUUGUGGAAAGCAACAAGCGCUUCACGCCCACCACCAUCUACCCCAUGGAUAAGAGGACCGGCAAGCAGUUCAUGUGCAUGAUCAUGGCCGCUUCCGAGCCGCGCACCCUCGACUGGGUGGCCAGUCCCAACCUCCUGGACGACAUCAUGUGAGCCCAGCGGUGUGGCCAGAGGGCAGUGGCCUCUUCCCUUCUCCUCUUACGUCAGUGCUAAGGUGAUGGUUAGUC
Thamnophis sirtalis is the source of this 3418-nucleotide messenger RNA. It is a transcript of the gene AJM1, whose product is annotated as apical junction component 1 homolog. NCBI's taxonomy places the organism in Eukaryota, Metazoa, Chordata, Lepidosauria, Squamata, Natricidae. Gene Ontology annotation, cellular component: apical junction complex; plasma membrane. The record is from RefSeq and is a predicted model, not a curated record. Gene Ontology annotation, biological process: cell-cell junction organization.